Messenger RNA from Rhinichthys klamathensis goyatoka, 6288 nucleotides. RefSeq names its product peroxisome proliferator-activated receptor gamma, coactivator 1 alpha (gene ppargc1a). Gene Ontology annotation, molecular function: transcription factor binding; RNA binding. The transcript has 13 exons. Gene Ontology annotation, biological process: positive regulation of transcription by RNA polymerase II. The coding region runs from base 146 to 3619 and encodes 1157 amino acids. Gene Ontology annotation, cellular component: nucleus. Lineage: Eukaryota; Metazoa; Chordata; Actinopteri; Cypriniformes; Leuciscidae. The record is from RefSeq and is a predicted model, not a curated record.
UUAAUAGCUUUGUCAUGUGAUGGAAAGCAGUUGUAAGACAGGUGCCCUCGGUUCAUUGUCAGUGAGGGGCGCGAGGGAACGAGUGGAUUUUCUCUUUUGUCCGUAAUUUAUUUUUUAUUUUUUCGUACCGUCAUUCAGUGGCUGGAUGGCGUGGGACAGGUGUAAUCAGGACUCGGUGUGGAGAGAACUAGAGUGUGCUGCCUUGGUUGGUGAAGACCAGCCCCUUUGCCCUGACCUGCCUGAGCUUGACCUCUCUGAGCUGGAUGUCAGUGACCUCGAUGCAGAUACCUUUCUGGGAGGACUCAAGUGGUACAGCGACCAAUCAGAAAUCAUUUCCAGUCAGUAUGGCAAUGAAGCAUCAAACCUGUUUGAGAAGAUAGAUGAGGAAAAUGAGGCCAACUUGCUGGCAGUGCUCACAGAAACCCUGGACAGUAUCCCAGUGGACGAAGACGGUUUGCCUUCGUUCGAGGCCCUGGCAGAUGGGGACGUGACCAAUGCCAGUGAUCAGAGCUGUCCUUCCACCCCCGAUGGCUCGCCACGCACCCCAGAGCCAGAGGAGCCUUCCCUGCUGAAGAAGCUCCUCCUGGCGCCUGCUAACUCCCAGCUCAGCUAUAAUCAAUACCCAGGUGGCAAGGCACAGAACCAUGCAGCCAGCAACCAACGGAUCAGACCAACACCUGCUGUUGCCAAGACAGAAAACCCCUGGAACAGCAAACCACGUGGGGCCUGUCCCAACCGGUCCAUGAGACGCCCUUGCACUGAGCUGCUCAAGUACCUCACCUCCAGUGACGAGGCCUUCCAGACCAAAGCCAGGGAAGCCAAGAGCACCUGGACAGGUUGUGGCAAGGACAGGGGAGGGGCUUGCACCUCUUCCUGCUCAUCUUCUUCCUCUCCAUCGUCUUCGUCCACCUCCUCUUUCUCGUCUCUGUCGUCCUGCUCCUCUUCCACCGCCUCCAAAAAGAAGACGUCCUCUGCCUCCCCAUCAUCACAGCAGCAGCAGCAGCAGCAGCAACAGCUGGCAUUGCAGGCCCAGCGAGGUGAGAGCCAGGCAGCCAGCACGUGUAGUGUGGCUGGUGAGGGGGCGGGGAAGUGGCGGCGGUGUACUCAAGGGGAGCAAUCCGCCCCCGUUGUGCUGUCCCGUGGAGGCGGCUGUGGCCAUGCUUGCUCCGGCGAAGAGGGGAGGCUGCCAGGCCUGCAGCCAGCUGUUGACCCAGGCAGCCUGGCCGCUGCCCGCUUUAUUAGGUACAUGCACUCUUACUCUCUCCCGCCUAGAGAGACGGGUCAUGCAGGCAGCUGUGGUCAUUGCCUUGAGGCAGGCGGCUUGGCUGAGGCUGGCCAUGCUAAUAGGCACAUCACGGUGACCAUUAGGAAAAGGAGGCAAGAGCUAGAGCACCCCAUGCUCAGUCAGAUGCUCACCUCCAGGCCCAGGCCAGCCCGUUACCGGGCUCACCUGCAGUUGCCCAGUGUCCCCCAGAAUAAUAGGCGAGACCUACCUGACUUGGCAACUAGAGUCCAAGAGAGCCACGGACACUUAGAGCAAGCUAGCCGUGAUCACCCAAGAAAGACACCUAGUUUACAUAAACAAACAUUUAGUGUGGCCGACCAGAGUGAUCUUAAGUUUUCAACCGGGCUUAAAUUAGACCUAGAGAGCUGGUUAAGCAUGCCAGAACAGGUGACAGGAGACCGCUUGCAUGAUCUGGUAGGCCAAGCUGGGGAAGAUGUUUUUGAAUAUGUCAUAGGCAGCCCCAUGUCAUUCUCACAGGGCCUGCCAAGCCCCUUGUUCCCAGACUCUUUAGUUCCAGAGCACACGCCCUCCGACUCACAAAAACAGGCACUCUGCAGGCACCUUGAUGACCAAGUCCCACCAAUGUUAGCCAAACCAACCAUCUUGCCACUUCCUUUGACCCCAGAGUCUCCAAAUGACCACAAGGGAUCUCCGUUUGAGAACAAAACCAUUGAACGCACAUUGAGUGUGGAGAUCUGUGGAACCCCAGGUCUGACACCACCUACCACGCCUCCUCACAAAGCCAGUCAAGAGAACACUUUCAAACUAUCACUCAAAAACAAGCUUUCUUCAUGCUCUCCCUCGGCCCUGACAAGCAAAAGGCCCAGGCUGAGCAAUGGGGGCUCUUGCCCUCAGCCAACCAGCGGCUCUAUUCGGAAGGGCCCAGAGCAGACUGAGCUCUAUGCCCAGCUGAGCAAGGCAUCCUCCACAAUGCCCCUAGGGGGCUUGGAGGAGCGUCGGGGCAAGCGGCCCAUGCCCCGCGUCUUUGGCGAUCACGACUAUUGUCAGUCUACAAGCACAAAACGAGACAGCACCACCACAGCUACAGCGGUAACUGGGCCAAUGGAGGGCCGGCAUGUGGAAUGUAAAGACUCGAACAUGCCGACCUCCUCUACUUAUACAUCAUCAUUGUCUUCCACCACCCCUUUGUCUUCCUCUCUGGCCAGGCAGCUUCAGGGCCUUUCCCCCACUGCUCAGGAGGCUUGUCCGGACACAGAUGCUCACGGACAGGACCACAAGUCCACUUCAGGCUCCAAAACAUCAGUGGAUUGCAGUUCUGCUGGAAGGAAACUACUAAGGGACCAGGAGAUCCGGGAAGAGCUCAACAAGCACUUUGGAAAGCCUCGGCAAGCCUUCUAUAGCGGGGUUGUGGGAGAGCAAAGGGACAAUCGGCCGCUAGAGGACAGUGACUCUGGGGAUGAGUACCCCAGUCUUCUCAGUGACUACAUGCACCCGGGUCUGCCUGACUUUGAGGACCUUGAGGUAGGCCGGGAGCGCCUGUUCUACUUGGGGGAAGGUUCUCCACUCGAGCUGCUCCUCGAAGGGUCGCCCUCCAGCUCCCCUUCCAGCAGUUCAUUCUCAUGGAGCUCUGUCUCACCUCCUUCCACUCAGCUCUCCCCACAGCACCUCCGCUGGCCACGCUCCAUCUCUCGCACCCGUUUCUCAUCUCACAACAGAUACAGAUCCCUCUCCAGGUCUCCAUACUCCCGCUCUGAGUCUCCCGACAGCCGUUCUCCCUCUUGGUCUCCUCACAAUAUGGAUGAUAGCACUUUUAUUCCCAGGAUUUAUAGAAGCCCUCGGUCCCAGUCUAAUUCUAUUUUUGGUCGGAGACCCAGGUACGACAGCUAUGAGGAAUACCAGCACGAGCGUCUGAAGCAGGAAGAGUUCCGACGUGACUAUGAGAAACGGGAAUGUGAGAGAGCCGAGCAGAGGGAGAGACAACGGCAAAAAGCAAUAGAGGAGAGGCGAGUGGUGUAUGUGGGACGUCUUCGUGCCAACAGCACACGCACAGAGCUCAAACGCCGCUUUGAAGUCUUCGGCGAAAUUGAGGAGUGCACAGUCAACUUGAGACAUGACGGAGACAACUUUGGCUUCAUCACCUACCGCUACACUUGUGAUGCGCUCGCUGCCCUUGAGAAUGGACACACCUUGCGCAGGUCGAACGAGCCUCACUUUGAGCUCUGCCUUGGUGGACAAAAGCAGUACAGUAAAUCGAAUUACACAGACUUAGAUUCCCAUUCUGAUGACUUUGAUCCAGCCUCCACUAAAAGCAAGUACGACUCCAUGGAUUUUGACAGCUUGUUGCGAGAGGCCCAGUAUAGCCUGAGAAGGUAAUGAGCACCACUGCACCGGCUGGCUGCAAACAAAGGGAUUUGCAAUACCUCACUGUUGUUUCUGUUCUUUGAAUACAAGACUAUAGACGUUUUACACUUUCUGUAAGUGGAAAGAGUAUAUGUGGACAAUAAAGUUCUACGUAUAUGAAGGGAUAUAUGCGUUUAUCUGCAAGCAAAGUUUACAUGAACCUAGCUGCUGCGAAGCUGAGGAGAGACACUUACCUGUGGGGAUAACCAGUGAAGUAGCGCACACUACUUUAGUGGACUACACAGAUCCGUGUGCCGCGUGAGGCUCUGUAAGAGACACGAAUCUUCGUCAGAGUUCGCUUCACACACGCAUCACCCUCGGCACUUUGAAAGGGGAAAAUUGCAGCUCGUUCAGUCUGUUUUUAUUGUUUGGAGUUUAUUUUUGUGGGCUUUUUCUGUUCCUUUUUUAAUCUGGUGUUUGGAUGUGGUGUUACAGUAUCGAGAAGGGUUUGGGGAAAUCUCUUGGAUGUUCAAGGUAACAUUGUCUACAUUUAUUGAGAGGGGGAGGGGGGGGGGUGUAGUCGCCUAUUUACAAAAGGAAUAUUUUUAUUUGAUGUGCAUAUCAGCGUUCUUUGUUUGUUACAGCUAUGCACUGUAAAAUGCAGCCUUUUUAAGAUGAAAUUUUCUUAAUCGAGAAUGUUGAUCUGUAGUCAUUAUGAUGAUGUAUAACCUACAUGGCGUUUAGAUGACGUGAUUUGAUUGUAAAAAAUAUGUAUGGAGAUUUAUUGCUCUUUUUGGGGGAGCAUGCAACAAACUUUUGUCUGUUUUUCUUUUGGUUUUUCUUGUUUUGCUUUUGUUUUUUGUUUAUUUUUAUUUCAUUGAAAAACUCCAUGUGCAGUUUUAUCCGAUUUUGAAGUUAAUAACUCAGUGUUUUCCGUAUAUACAUGCAGUGUAAGAUAGAUUUUCAAGAGUUUAUGUUCACUACUGUGUAAAAAAAAGAAAAAAGAAAAAAAGAUAAACCCCAAGAUAUUUUUUUAUCCUUUAUGUCUGAAGGAAUCAAUAGAUUUUAUUUUAAUUUCUCGGUGCACACUAAUAAUUGUUAUUGUUCCUGUUUGAUAAUACACUUUCACAGAGAUGAUUACUCUUCUAACACAGAAUUACUCAUGCUUAUUUAUGUAUUUAUCUCAGUAUUCUAAUCAAAAUAUUUAUGGCAGCCAUCUCACGUGAUGCGCCUUACAAAUUUUGCUAUUUAUAUUAUUUGUUAUUCAACAAUCACUGGAAAGGAUGUAAAUUUACAAGUUCUAAAGAAAUAUCGUUUUUAUAUGCCUUCAGAGAUGGAACAAACAAUAUAUUGUAUGAUCAUAUUCUAGGCUCAUGAUGAACUUUGCUGCUCCAAAACUCAAGUGAUUUAUUUGUUUUUCUAGCUCUAAAACAUCCACCUUUUCAUCUCUUUUUUUAUUACAUGAAGCAAUAAAAUAAUUUUGCAGGUAUUUUGUUGUACCACAGAAAAUCUGUGUCUUUGCUCCACACUUUUGAUUAUGUGAAUGCCAAACUAAAGUUUACAAUUUUCUUUCCUGAAUUUUUUAAAAAGAAGAAAAAAAGAUGUAUUUGAUGUAAAAAAAAAAAAUUAUAUAUAUGAUGAUACUAAUCUUGUCAUUACUCACAAUAACUCAAAAUAAUGAAAAGUAAUAAUGGAAUAUGAAAAUGUGAAUUAAAAAAAUGAAUAAAUAAAAAAGCAAUAAAUUAUUUUUCAAAGCUGUAUUUUAGCUCAUGUUGUUGUAUGGUUUUAGACAUGACAAAUUACCCAGACUCUGUUCAAAUACGGGGGAUCCAUUCCAGUGCCUCAACACAGAUCUUAAGAACACCGUUGGAAAGAGAAAUUGGUUGUGAAUGCAGCUUGUGUGUGUGUGUGUGUGUGUGUGUGAGAGUGUGAGCAAAUUCAAGAAUUCAAUAUAAGCAAUGAAAGAAGUGGAAAAGCCAAAAAUUGCAUCUAUGAGAUUGAGUCUCUUUCCAAAGCAAGAGCUAUUUUUGUCUUUGCUGUGGUUUGAAGGCAAAUGAACUGUUAAUAAUUUGAAUCGCCCAAAUACAACAGGCACUUGUCACGGACACUUAAGGUAACCUUUUUAUGUCGAUUAACAGCAGGUUUUGUCGUAGCCCAUAUUAAAAGAUUCACAAACCAUUGCUGUCAAUGUAAAUGUCUGGUUUCAGAAAUGUUUUGUACAUUAUUUUCUGCACAGAGCUUGGGUAUGGAGUCAUGUCGCGUUCGAUAUGUGUGGCUUUAAUCGAUGCAACAUGUAUGUUGCAAAUCUGCUUUGUAAAUUGCUGUAGCAAUAUGUUACAACACCCUGAUGGGGUGUAUCUUUUGGAGUGGCAGACUUUUUACCAUAGUGAAAACUACUACUGAAGGAUUUGCCACUGCGUCGGAUGAUUUUUUGUGUUUCCAUAAAGAAGCAGAUAUAUCUAAAUGAGGCUGUGUGUGAUUUUGUGUGUGGAUUUGAUAGAGUGUGCGUGUAUUUCGGGUCAAGGGGACUGUGUUUGACUGUGUUAUCUUCUAUUUGUCUCCUAUCCAUGUUGCCUUCUGCUGAGUCCUAACCAAUGCCUUUGUAGUUGUACGUAUUGUACAAUCUUUGUUGUGGAUUUUCUUUUUUAUGUGUAGUUUUCAUCAGCCUCACCAUGCCAAUAAAGGGAAUUGUGUCUAAUUUA